AUGCGUUCGUCGCCCCGUGCUCGUGCGUCCCCGUCUGCUUCGGGCUCUUUGCCUAGCUCUCUGAACGAUUUGUUCGUUCCCCCCUCGCCUGUGCCCGACCGGUCCCGGAAGAGCGCGCGCCUGGCGUCCCAGGAUGCUGGGUCCGUCCGCACCUUCCUCACGGCCCGUGGCGUCGUGCCAGAGAGUGAGAUGUCCAGGUCGGUGGCAAGCGCAGUCAGCGCGCACCUGCAGGCCCUCGGAACCCAGCUUCGCAAGGAUUUCCCUGCACAGGACAACAUGAACAACUGGAUAGAAAACCCAUUUGUUAUCCAGUCUCGUGGAACUAUCUUGUGA
Messenger RNA from Knipowitschia caucasica, 333 nucleotides. The record is from the annotation of a GenBank genome assembly. Lineage: Eukaryota; Metazoa; Chordata; Actinopteri; Gobiiformes; Gobiidae.